Messenger RNA from Physella acuta, 2158 nucleotides. RefSeq lists its product as uncharacterized. The record is from RefSeq and is a predicted model, not a curated record. Lineage: Eukaryota; Metazoa; Mollusca; Gastropoda; Physidae.
ACGGACUUGAAGCUGCUUUAAUAUUGGGUUUACUGAUUAGUUUCCUCAACUAAUCGAAAAGUUUUUCGCUCCCUAUUUAACGUGCUAUAUACAAUUUGUGUUUAUUACAUUUAGAGAUAAACUAAACAGCUUUAGUUUAGAAGUUUCGCUCAAGUAAAACACAGAACACUUCAUAUACAGAGGAUUACCAGUUUUUCUACAUCGAAGGCGUUUAAAAAAAUGAAUAUGAUGCAGUUGUUAUCGGUUCUGUUGUUAUGUUCUUGUUAUGCUUACCAAGUGAAUGCUGAGUGCAGUAACUCAACUCCACCAGUGAUCCGCGAAAAAACCAAUGCAACCAAAUUUGUUUCUCUGGGAGAUUACACGCUCUUGUGUGUUACAGACUGCACAGAAGUAGAGUGGCUGAAAGAUGAUUUGGAAAUAGAAAACAUUACCUCUACGGAGUAUGCAAUCAGUAACGCCACAGCUAAUGACAACGGCAACUAUACUUGUAGAAUUACUGUCAACGAAACAAGCGCAGCCUUCACUUUUAUUGUAGACAUAAAUGUGCCAGGAAAGCCAUGCAAGACAAACGAGGACUGCAGAGGGAAGGAAUACACUGGAACAUGCAGCAACUUCAGGUGCUCCUGUGCUGCCACCCACCACCCAGAAGGCGUUACGUGCCUAGCACACAACAGCGCCUCUGCCAUUUUGAACUCGGCUCUUCUCGUCAUUGGGGCUGUCCUCGCCGCGCGCCUCGUGAUGGUUUCCGGUUAAAGUUUUCUGCUAUUUUUCCGUCCAUUUUUUUUUUACACAAAACUAUUUUGCCUAAUUUAAACUUUGAAAUAUUUUUGAUAUCUUUGACAAAGUGUGGCUUUUAUCUCUAAGCCUACCUGCAUAAGAAAUUUUUAACCUAAUGGAUUUUUUUGUUGUUGAACGGAGCUAAUUCCAUUGUUUUGCCUAUGUAUUAGAUCAUCUAUAAUACAGUUAGAUCUAAAGUAUAUUUGUUAUUAUUCUUAACGUUAGUGUUGGCCACAGAUGAAGCUGAAACGAAGCCCCGUGGAUGUAGGUCAUUUAUUCCAUGUUCACACGAUCCUAUACAACAGCAUUCCGAGACUCGUGUUAACCGCGCGGCUCCGCUGUUGAGCAAGCGUGUGCUACAGAGUUUCUUUCAGGCAUCUUUUCAACUGCCCCCCUCCACCCAUGGACAAAAUGAAUUUUUUAAAAAUAAUUUAUAUAGUAAAUAUACUUUUACCCAGCGUCGUCCCCCCACCGAAAAAAAAAAUGUCUGAAAGAAACCUUGGUCGCAGAGAAUGGCCUCGCUAUUUACGUUCACAUUCGACUGAUAUUCCAUCUUCUCCUCCCCCACCCCUCAACAUGCAAGCAAGUAAAAUAUACAUCUUCAAUCCUGACAUCAUUAAGAUAAAAACGGUCGGUGGGUGGGGUGGUGACAAAUCUGCUUUUUUUAUGACAAUGUAGAUCUACUUUGCUGUUAACAUAAGGAUAUUCGUUUUAAAAAAAGUUGCAGUUACAUUUCUUUACAAUUUAUUAUAUACAUAGUUGUUUUCUUACCAUUUAGGCUUACUUCCCUUGUAAUUAAAAAAAAAAGUUCCACAUUCCAUUUUAUACUAUUUUUAAAUGCCCAAUACGGCUGUAUGUUUUAUUAUCUGGUAAGUGUUACAAGUAGGUAAAAUAAUGCAUCAAUUAAUUAUAUUUCAAUGUUUUCCUUUACUGGUGUCAAAGAUAUUUGAUUUAAAUGAGAUGGUAAAAAAAGGGGUCUCUGAAUAUUUCAAAAGGAGAGAAAAAUAACAGAAAAAUUAUCACUAUCUCAGAAUCUCCUCUUACUUUUUUUUUAUGGUAAUGACAACUUACUUAAUAAAGAAAAAUACAAUUCUAAAGAUUAUUGUUUAACAGGUUUAAAUUAAAAUGUAUAUAUUAAUACAAUAAUGAAACUCAGCCAUAAUGAAAAUCUUCGGAUUUGAGGUGGUUGAAAUAAUUUUUACGUUCCGUCAAUUUUGCUUAUAUUUUUGAAAAAUUAAAUUAUACGCUAAUGUACGUGAUGGUGACCUGGUAUGUUUGUUGUAGUUUUUAAUUGUAUUUUCUAAUAGAUGUGACUUCUUAUACAAUAUUUUACAUUCUGCUAAAAUGUUGAUGUAUUUUUAAAUAAAGGUCUACAACUCUC